This is a messenger RNA of Gordionus sp. m RMFG-2023, 1878 nucleotides long. Its product is annotated as oxysterol-binding protein-related protein 9-like. Bases 25 to 1878 code for a protein of 617 amino acids. The record is from RefSeq and is a predicted model, not a curated record. Gene Ontology annotation, cellular component: membrane; cytosol; intracellular membrane-bounded organelle. The transcript has 16 exons. NCBI's taxonomy places the organism in Eukaryota, Metazoa, Nematomorpha, Gordioida, Chordodea, Parachordodidae. Gene Ontology annotation, molecular function: sterol binding.
AUAAAAAAAAUAGCUAAUUUUAUCAUGACGCAAAACAAUGUAUAUCUAGAAGGACCAUUAAGCAAAUGGACUAAUUUAGUUAAUGGGUGGCAAUAUAGAUGGUUUGUAUUAAAUUAUCAAUCAGGAAUGUUGACCUAUUAUACAUCAAGGGAUAAAAUGAAGAAAGGCUCAAGACGGGGAUGCGUGUACCUACAAAAGGCUAUGAUAGGCAUCGACGACGAAGACGAUAGCGGUUUCAGCAUUACGAGCGAUUCAAAGCAAUUCCAUUUCCAAGCACGGGAUUCUCAAGAUCGGGAGAAAUGGGUCAGGGCGCUCGAAUACGCCAUAUUUAAUCAGAGAAAUAAAGCGAUGGCUUCCAGCGCCAAUCUGCCCGCUACGACCGCGGAACCUGAGCAUCAUUCGGCUCCCGUUUCCCCUCGAUUCUAUAACUCGCCUAUGAUGACCAAUAUUUCGCCGAAAUUAUCGAUGGACCAAUUGAUUAACGAUAAAAAUUGUUCUUACAAAAAUGUCCCCUUCGAUAGCUGCUUGAAUCAAACGUUCGAUUUCGAUAGCAAGAUAGCCGAGGCCGAUGCUUACCUACAAAUUCUUAUCAAUCAGAUGAAAGCUCUAGAAAGCAAAUCCAACCUCAUGAACGAGGAAGAUGAGAUGCGAAAAAAGUACCUGGAGAUCAAGAUUUCUACCAACGCAUUGAUAGAUUCGGUCAAGCAUUCUAUAGUCAUCUUACAAAUAACGCGGAACGCCGUAUUUCCCUCUAGCGGUAUUUAUCAAUCCACGCUGCCCCCGUUAAUAGUGGCUUCAACCUCCAACAUCACAUGGGGCACCUUGCCGAUCGACGGAAACGCACCUUCGUCUCCGUCUAUCCCCUUCCGCGAUAAAUCUAAUUCCCCGGACAUUCAAUCCAUAAUACCAAUCCAGAGACCGGCCUCUGUCCAACACUUGCCACGCGUUCAGGACACCGUAUCAUCCUUCUCCACCAGCGAAGACGACGACAACACUCAAGACGAGGAGCAUCUAUAUUUCGACGCGGAAGAAGAUACGCAUAUCGCUGAAAACAGCGACCUACGAAAGGAUGUGGUCGCGAAAGCUGUAAUCUUGACCACUGACUCCAUUUCACCACAGGCCCUCGCUGACCAAGCAAGAAAAGGGAGAAGGCCUUCGACAGAAAAUUCUACGAUAAUGACGCCUGUCAAUCAAGUUCCCCCGCCCACUCCAAAUUACUCCCCCAAUCCAGGUCGCCGCCCCAUACCAGCCAAACAUUUAAAAGAUCACGCGGUCGACGAAAUCAAAGAUCGCGAUACCUUGUUUCAGGAUUCGUCGGAAGAAGAGCUGGAAGAUAUCUCGAACUACGGCGGCAUGGUGAAACAUCUGGUUUCCCAGGUGAGGAUCGGCAUGGAUCUCACCAAAGUGACCCUGCCCACCUUUAUACUGGAACGCAGAUCGUUGCUGGAAAUGUUUGCCGACUUCUUCGCGCAUUCAACUCUGUUUUCCAACGUAACGGAUAAGGAAACCCCGAAGGAACGCAUGACGGAAAUGGUCAAGUAUUACUUGAGUUCCUUCCACGCCGGACGGAAAUCCGCCGUGGCUAAGAAGCCCUUCAAUCCCGUGCUCGGGGAAGUGUUCACUUGCUUCUGGGUCAACGCGACGGAAGAUGACCGCGUCGAUAUCGAAUCUACUCCUCACCCUACAGCCCGCGAGGAAAAUAAGCGCGUUGACGUUAAAAAAGAUGCCGCCAUCGACAAAACAUUGUUAGACGAAGGCCCCGCCUUUUGGUGCGAUAAUGUCAACGAUUUGACAUUCGUAGCCGAACAGGUGUCUCAUCACCCACCGAUAUCUUCUACUUCCCAUCCUUAUGAAAAUGAGGCCAAAUCUCAUUUUUGA